Molecule: messenger RNA, 1063 nt
Organism: Aedes albopictus (Asian tiger mosquito)
Lineage: Eukaryota; Metazoa; Arthropoda; Insecta; Diptera; Culicidae
Exons: 3
Coding region: 592-897 (101 amino acids)
Source: RefSeq, a predicted model, not a curated record
CCGCGUACAAUGCGUUGCAUGUGUUCCGGGUAUUGGUGUUUACAAACGAUUUUACUCCUCCGCUCGCCUGUGUAUAUUUUCGAUUCGACACGAGGAAGCAUGGCCUGCUGCUGCUGCUACAUGCGAUGAGCUCGAACUGAGAGCCACACAUAUACCUCACACGGCAAACAUAUAUGCCUACUAGGUACGAAAAGGAGCACUCUGGUGUGCGCUGUAUAGAGAAGAGAUGGCGCGCGGCUAAUCGACGACUAUCGGUACGGUUCGAUUCGUUGGGUUGGUUGGAGGCCGGUCGUCGUGGAUUGAACCGAGUCGAAUUCAGUCGACGGUUGACAUUCGAGCGGAUAAGUUCGGGGUCCUGCUGGGACUAACACGGUUGGCUGUGCACAGGAGGAAUCAGGAAGAAAAGAAAGAACAGUGCUAGGUGGAAAGUGAAGUGAAAAUUCGAAGCAGGGAAACUAAGGACCUUGAUACUUCCCAAGCGAAAGUUCGGUGCAACGUUUGUAGGUGAAUACCGUGUAUCGAAGGGCAGCUAGGAAGUGGAAAAUUUCCACCUAAGUCGAUUCUAUUUGUAGUCUAAGAUCCCCAUAAACGAUGAGUAACAAUGGACCGGGGGUUACAAACCCCAUGCUGUACGACCCCCCGGAGGGUCAGGCCUCCAAUACCAAGUUGAUGCAGUUCGUAGCAGGCGUUGGAGUUUCCAUCGCCGCCAUCAGCGCGGGAACCGCCCUCGGAUGGACUUCGCCAGUUCUGCCGCAGCUGGCACUACCAGAAACGGGAAACGACUCCUCGACGGCGACGGUUGCCUCCAGCAGUAACAACACCGACGCCGGUUCGGGUUUCUAUCUCACAGCUGACCAAGGUACGAUUCCAAAAAAAAACUGUUAUCUCCUCCGAUGAGGAGAAUGGAAACCUAGCAAUCCAUAUCGAUCAUCAUUCCCAGUGAGGGUGGCCUCAACGCAGUAGGCGUUGAUUGCUUCGCUUAUCACAUGCUGAUUUUAUUGCCAUGAUGGUGGGACUAUUGAAAUUGGAAGCUCAUUGUGGGCUUCCAUUUUUUUUUAGUGUG